AUGGCACAUCAAAACUGGGGAACUAACAGACUGACCCCUCCCCUUUUAUUUAUGCUUUCUUGUGCCAUCUGUAGGUUGAUACUGUCAAACUACUUCGCCAGUCUCGGUUCCUCCUACUCUCUCGCGGCGGCGGCAGCGGCGGUGGCGGCAAUCGUUUUCUUAGGAAAUCGAAUUCAUUAUCGCUUCUGGGAUUGGAUCACAACUGAGCCCAGAAGGCUUCCACCAGGCCCACCCAGAUGGCCCAUUGUGGGCAACCUUCUCCAGUUGGGCCAACUCCCUCACCGAGACUUGGCCGCUCUGUGCGACAAAUACGGGCCCCUCGUCUACCUCCGGCUCGGCAGCGUCAAUGCCAUCACCACCAAUGAUCCCAGCAUCAUCCGCGAGAUCCUUGUCCAUCAGGACGACGUGUUCGCCUCUCGGCCCAGGACGCUGGCCGCCGUCCACUUGGCCUACGGGUGCAGCGACGUGGCGCUAGCGCCACUGGGCCCCCGGUGGAAGCGGAUGAGGAGGAUCUGCAUGGAGCACCUCCUGACUACUAAGAGGCUCGAGUCGUUUGCGAGGCACCGGGCCGAGGAGGCGUGGCACCUUGUGAGAGAUGUCUGGGCCAGGUGCCAGGAUGGAAGGCCCAUUAACAUGAGGGAGGUGUUGGGCGCGUUCUCCAUGAACAACGUGACGAGGAUGCUGCUGGGGAAACAGUACUUUGGGGCAGGGACGGCCGGUCCGGACGAGGCAAUGGAGUUUAUGCAUAUAACCCACGAGUUGUUUUGGCUCUUGGGGGUCAUAUAUUUAGGGGAUUACUUGCCCAUUUGGAGGUGGAUUGACCCGUCAGGGUGUGAGAAGAAGAUGAGGGAAGUGGAGAAGAGAGUGGAUGAUUUCCAUGCCAGUAUCUUACAAGAGCAUAGGAAUAAGAAGGCCCAAUUGAAAGGUGAUGGUGAUGAUGAGAUGGACUUCGUGGAUAUUCUUUUGUCUUUGCCAAGUGAAGAUGGAAAAGCCCACAUGGAUGAUGUCGAAAUCAAGGCUCUUAUUCAGGACAUGAUAGCUGCGGCAACAGACACAUCCGCCGUGACAAACGAGUGGGCCAUGACAGAGGUUAUCAAGCACCCUAGAGUCCUCCGCAACAUCCAAGAAGAGCUCGAUAGGGUCGUUGGCCCCGAUCGGAUGGUCAGCGAGGCAGACCUGGCGAACCUCAAUUACCUACGCUGCGUCGUACGCGAGACUUUUAGGAUGCACCCGGCAGGCCCCUUCCUCAUCCCGCAUGAGUCCCUGUGUGACACAACCAUCAAUGGGUACCACAUCCCUGCUAAGACCCGCGUCUUCAUCAACACACAUGGGCUGGGCCGGAACACCGGCAUUUGGGAUAACGUCGAGGAGUUCAGGCCCGAGAGGCAUGUCCUGCUUGAUGGCAGCCGAGUCGAGAUCAGCCAUGGGGCUGACUUCAAGAUACUGCCGUUCAGCGCUGGGAAGAGGAAGUGCCCUGGCGCACCACUCGGGGUGACCCUGGUUCUAAUGGCUCUGGCCCAACUCUUCCACUGCUUUGACUGGACACUGCCGGAUGGGCUGCGGCCUGAAGACAUCGACACGACCGAAGUCUACGGGAUGACGAUGCCCAGGGCCGAGCCUUUGGUGGCUAUUGCUAAGCCACGCUUAGCAGCCCACAUGUAUCACUAGUUUAUCCUUAGCUUUGCCAAUGUUGCAUCAAUAUGAUCUUGCACUUUGAUCCGAAUUGCACAUCUUGAUUAGUUCAUCUUUGGACGAUUUAAAUAAGAGUCCUCCAUUCUAGUCUAAGUAAUAAAUCCUCGUGGUCUAAUAACUCUACUUUCAAGGGGAUAUUUGUAUCUCGGUGGCUUGUGUUCUUCCUGUUCUUAUUCCAGUUAUUGAUUAUCCUGAAUAUUUGACUUAAGCAGGUUGAAAAUUGGUGAUUUUCUUUGAUAUUAAAUAAUUUAUAUAUAAGGCAAGAAUUUUAUUGGUCUU
This is a messenger RNA of Punica granatum (pomegranate), 1971 nucleotides long. The record is from RefSeq and is a predicted model, not a curated record. Lineage: Eukaryota; Viridiplantae; Streptophyta; Magnoliopsida; Myrtales; Lythraceae.